Messenger RNA from Cyphellophora attinorum, 921 nucleotides. RefSeq names its product Versicolorin. NCBI's taxonomy places the organism in Eukaryota, Fungi, Ascomycota, Eurotiomycetes, Chaetothyriales, Cyphellophoraceae. The transcript is spliced from 2 exons. The coding region runs from base 1 to 921 and encodes 306 amino acids. Gene Ontology annotation, cellular component: intracellular anatomical structure. The record is from RefSeq and is a predicted model, not a curated record. Gene Ontology annotation, molecular function: oxidoreductase activity, acting on NAD(P)H, oxygen as acceptor.
AUGACGAGCUCGGACAUGGGCAGAGGCUCUACGUUGCCAACCUCCAAUCCUCCACAAUACACACCUUUCAACGUCGUCGUGACGGGAGCUGGGAAGGGGCUCGGUCGAGCAAUCUCACUAGCCUACGCCCAAAGCGGUGUCACAGGCAUAUGCAUCAGUUCGCGAACGCAAUCCGACCUGGACAGCCUUGAACAGGAGAUGCUUGCCAUUGCACCACAGCUGGACGUCUUCUCCCGCAUCUGCGACACGAGUGAUCCCAGCGCUGUAUCAGCGCUUUCGAUCGCGUGUGCAGAGCACUUCGAGGAUCAGAUUGAUGUUGUCGUUGCGAACGCGGGUAUCAUCAGCAAGUAUCUGGACGACGACUCGCCUACAGAUCGACGGCUGCCCAAAGGCAUUAUCGAAGAUGACGACUUCCUUCGCGUGACUUCCAUCAACUAUCUUGGCAGCUACUACACAGCCAAAUACUUCACACCCUUGCUGCUGAAGCGGAAAAUUCCAGGCGACAGUAGCGAUGCAGAUCUAGUCCGGGCAUUUGUGGUGAUCACCAGUCUCGCGGGCCACGUACCUCAAAGCGCUGCUACACCGGUGGCUUAUAAUGUGAGCAAGUUGGCGAAUAACCGUAUGGUUGAAUGUAUGGCGAACGAUCACGGCAAGGAGGGCCUACUGGCAUACGCGGUACAUCCGGGGGAGGUUGUCACACCGCAGACACUCCGGCAUAGCGUAAAGAAGGGUGACAUGUGGGAUACGAUGCUUCAGACAGACGUCGGUCUUUGUGGUGGGUUUCUGACAUGGUUGACGAGGUCAAGAAGAGAAUGGCUGAGCGGGCGAUACCUGUCUGUGCAUUGGGACGUGGACGAACUGGAGAAAAAGAGGGAUGAGAUUGUGGAAGGGGACAAGCUGAAGUUCAGAAUGGUCACUUAG